AUGGUGAGGCUCACUCGAAGUCAGGUCGCUGCUGGGCAAGACACAUCAAAGUCCGUCCCGGCCGCACCACCGCCAAAGACCCGGAAGCGACAGAGCGACGCGUCUGAUGAGGACUCGCCGCCUGCCAAGCGUCACGCAGCAACUUCGAAGCCCAGCACAAAAGCCACGAAGUCGAAGCCAGCACCAAGAGGCAAAGCGAAACCAGAGCCCAAGGCUGAACCAAAGAGCACUUCUCCAGAACCCAAAGCUGCCCAGCCCGCCAAGCCCGCCAAGAAAUCUGGAGCUGCGUCCAAGAAGACGGCACCGCCGCGAAAAUCCAUCGACGAGCUCAAGGCGCUACGUGAUGCCUACCAUGACGUUCCUGAUGUCAACCCCGAUCGACCGGCGCGCGACCCACCCGAUGCGCCCAUGUUCUGGCUCAUGAAAUCCGAGCCCGACGUUCGCAUCGAGGACGGGUACGAGAUCAAGUUUUCAAUCGAUGACCUUGGCGAGAGAAAGAUGCCCGAAGGAUGGGAUGGCAUACGCAACUACGUUGCUAGAAACAACCUGCGGCAGAUGAAAAAGGGCGACAAGGCCUUCUUCUACCACUCAAACUGUAAAGAACCAGGCGUUGUUGGCCUCAUGACCAUCGUGAAGGAACACUCGCCAGACUGGAACGCUUGCAUCAACGACAAUCCCUAUUAUGAUGCCUCGGCCCCUCACGACGGCAGCAAAUGGAGCCUCGUCCACGUGAAAAUUGAACACAAGUUCCCCGCCAUCGUGCCCUUGCGCUUGAUCAAGGAACUCCCUGUCGCGGCUGAGCGUCAAUAA
Verticillium alfalfae VaMs.102 is the source of this 810-nucleotide messenger RNA. RefSeq names its product thymocyte nuclear protein. NCBI's taxonomy places the organism in Eukaryota, Fungi, Ascomycota, Sordariomycetes, Glomerellales, Plectosphaerellaceae. The coding region runs from base 1 to 810 and encodes 269 amino acids. The record is from RefSeq and is a predicted model, not a curated record. Gene Ontology annotation, cellular component: nucleus. The transcript is spliced from 5 exons.